Molecule: messenger RNA, 2128 nt
Organism: Nelumbo nucifera (sacred lotus)
Lineage: Eukaryota; Viridiplantae; Streptophyta; Magnoliopsida; Proteales; Nelumbonaceae
Gene: RGS1
Product: REGULATOR OF G-PROTEIN SIGNALING 1
Biological process (GO): G protein-coupled receptor signaling pathway
Cellular component (GO): membrane
Molecular function (GO): G protein-coupled receptor activity
Source: RefSeq, a predicted model, not a curated record
UGCUGUGCUUCAUUGAAUAGGCUUUUCCUCGUCUUAAGAAAUCCAAUGGCUAACGGUGUCAUUCUUUUACCCGUACAUUUCUCCAACAAGGCCACAAUUCAUGGGACGAUCGACGAUGUAGAAGUAGAUGACGGAUCUGUUAACAUGAACCAUUAAAGAAUGAUGGAUUUCAGAAGAUUCAUUGAAAUGUAUUCUGGUCAAAUUCUCGAUCUGGGCCCGUAUGUAUUAACUAAAAAUAGGGUUCUGGACUUCCGACGAAACAAAAGAAAAGAAAAAAGGCGGUGAGGACUUAUUUGACUGAUUUGACUCCAUUGUUGGAAGCAGAUCCUGUAUGUCUUCUGCUCAUGUCUCUGCAUGUAGCAAUUGUUUUAAUGGUCGCAUCCAGUGUUAGCUAAAGAUCUAAAAGAGAUGGCCAGCUGUGCUCUUCAAGGAGGUUGUCCGAGUGAUUACAUCGCUCUUGCUGUGUCCGCUAUCGCCAUGAUUGUGCUUCUUGCUCGUUCUACAUUACCCUUUGUGGUUCACAAGAUUCCUUGUACAAAAGGAAGUGGAUUCUGGCUUUUAAUUAUUCAAAUUUUUGCUAGCUUCGAUCUUUUAUUCUCAAUGGUGAUGGGCAUCAAUAUUUUGAAAAUCAAAAAGAGGCAUUGGUGGCAAUCUUGCUAUAUUUGGGCAGUCUGGUUCGAAGGUCCAUUUGGAUUUGCUUUACUGCUGAGCUGUCGCAUAGUACAGGCCUUCCAACUGUAUCACAUAUUUGCCAAGCGGCGUUUACCACCAAUCAGAUCAUAUAUCUUACUUCCUCUGAUUCUCUUGCCAUGGAUUGCUGGUGCUGCUUUUAUUCAUGUAAAGAAGCCUCUAAAUCCUCGAUGCCACUUGCGGGGUCAGUGGAUCAUCCCUGUUGUAUGCCUCCAUGCAUUGUAUAUUGUUGCCAUGGUUUUUAUGACAUGGUCUGUUCAGCAUAUCAAGUUUCGAUUUCAUGAAUUUAAAGACCUCCUGCAGGGAGUAAUUGUCUCUGCUGCCUCCAUUGGACUAUGGGUGGUUGCUUACAUUAUGAAUGAAAUCCAUGAAAAUACAGAAUGGCUUCAAGUUGCCUCCCGGUUUCUACUGUUAGUGACGGCAAGUAUUCUUGUCCUUGCGUUUUUUUCGUUAUCAAUCUCCCAACCUUUGCUCUCACAGAUGAGCUUGAGAAGAAGGGAACCCAGGGAGAUUGGGACAAUGAGUAUGGCUUUGGGCAUACCUGAUAGUGGGUUACUAUUACCAAGGGGACCCACACCAGAAAUAGAUCCUAAUGAACCUCUGGAUAAGCUUCUUCUGAACAAAAGAUUCCGUCAAUCUUUCAUGGCCUUUGCAGAUAGUUGUUUGGCUGGGGAAAGUGUACAUUUUUACGAAGAAGUGCACGAACUUGGUAAAAUACCCAUGGAUGAUACUGUAAGAAGGGUCUAUAUGGCACGGCACAUUAUUGAGAACUACAUAGUUGCUGGUGCAGCUAUGGAGGUAAACAUAUCUCACCGAACACGGCAAGAGAUCUUAGGUACUCCAGACCUGGCACACCCUGAUCUCUUUAAUAAUGCAAUAAGUGAGCUGAUGCAGCUGAUGAAAACAAACUUGGGGAAGGAUUACUGGUCAUCAACUUUCUUCAUGAAGUUCAAAGAGGAGUCACGAUCACAAACAGAUAGCAAUGAACUUAUGGAACGGGUAAUUGGGUGGGACAUCUCUCCGCGGCUGAGUUCUGUCCAUGGUGCUGAUGAUCCCUUUGGUCAAGAACCGCCCUCAAAGGGACACCGACGCCAGUGUGAUUCUCACAAUUCAGAUUCAUGGUGAACCUGAAGAUGGCUGGAUUAAACUAGAGCAUAUCAGUCAGUGGAAUGAAGUUGGGUUACGUUUGUAUCUUUUGUUGAAUUUUAGCAGUUCAAUGUUAAAACGAGAAGAAUGAAGGUAAAAAAAGGUAAGAAAGAGAUGAUGUAUAUGUUAUAAUUUAUACCACAAGGACGGACGCUACAUGUAAACAUGCGCUGUUUGAUUUAUCACGGCUGAUGAUGUAACACACAACAAAAAGUUUUGGCUGAUGUUAAUAUACUCUUUCUGCCCAUGUUAAUUGUUAAUACAGUUGUUAGAGGUGAGAAGUUCCAUAUUA